Molecule: messenger RNA, 744 nt
Organism: Corylus avellana
Lineage: Eukaryota; Viridiplantae; Streptophyta; Magnoliopsida; Fagales; Betulaceae
Source: RefSeq, a predicted model, not a curated record
AUGGCCGACCAUGUUGUUAAUUCCCUAGUAGAGUACUUGUCCCAGCAACUCGAAAAGGAAGCAAAUUUCUUUGGUGGAGUGGAGGAUCAAGUCAAGUCACUCCAUAGGGAGCUUAGGCUGAUAAGUAUCUUCUUGGAGAGCUCCGUGGGGAAACGGAAUGAGCAUCCAAUAGUGAAGGAGGUAGUCGGACAGAUCAGGGAGGUGGCUUAUGAGGCUGAGGAUGUUAUCGACACGUUCAUCCUCAAGGUUGUAGAGCACAAGAAGAGGAGCUUGAUGGGGAGGAUGCUUAGUAGCCCCAUGCACGCAAAGAUGCUCCGAGAUGUUGGAAGAAAGAUUGCACGCAUCAAGAACGAAAUCAAUGAAAUCUACAACAAUAGAGAAAGGUAUGGCAUUAUUGAAAGAGCCACAGAGAGUGUAGAUGCAGCGGCGGCAGCAGCGGAGGCACUACACAAGCGUAGGAGAGAAGUCGAGGAAGAUGACGUGGUGGGCUUCGUUGAUGACUCAUCGACAGUGGUGGGACAACUUAUUGAAGGGGAUCAUAAGUUUGAUGUCAUUUCGAUCAUUGGAAUGGGAGGCCUGAGGAAGACAACUCUUGCCCGGAAAAUCUACAAUAAUGUUUGCGUCAAGAGAUCAGCGGAGAACACUAGAAGAUCAGUUGGGUGUAGACGAAUUAAAGGAGAAGUUGUUCAAAUGCUUGCUAAGAAAGAGGUACCUAAUAGUCAUGGACGACAUCUGGAAUACUGA